This is a messenger RNA of Suncus etruscus (white-toothed pygmy shrew), 828 nucleotides long. RefSeq names its product chromosome 2 C12orf43 homolog (gene C2H12orf43). Lineage: Eukaryota; Metazoa; Chordata; Mammalia; Eulipotyphla; Soricidae. The record is from RefSeq and is a predicted model, not a curated record. Gene Ontology annotation, biological process: Spemann organizer formation; Wnt signaling pathway; negative regulation of Wnt signaling pathway. Bases 1 to 795 code for a protein of 264 amino acids. The transcript has 6 exons.
AUGGCGGCGCCCAGUGGCGCCAUGAGCGAGUCGAACAGCAGCAGCAGCUGCGAAGAGGAGGAGCUGGCGCGAUGCCGCGAGGCAGCGAUGCCGGCCUGGGGCUUCGAGCAGCGCUCGAGGGGGGCGGAGAAGCAGAGAGCCGACCCUGCAAAGAACCAGUUGCCAACCUCCCAGCCAAGCCUCAGACACAAGGUGGACGAGCAUGAGCAAGAUGGCAACGAGCUUCAGACCACCCCCGAGUUCCGAGCACACGUAGCCAAGAAACUGGGAGCCCUGUUGGACAGCUCCAUCACCAUCUCAGAAAUAGCAAAGGUGCCAGCAAAGCCCAAGGCACAGAAAUUCCCACCGGAGGAUGAUGGCUUCCGUCUUUUCUUCACCUCCCUCCCUGGAGAACCCGAGAGGAAAGCGUCCCCUCCACGACCCCGAAAGCGGCCACCUUCAAGCUCCAGCAGUGAGGACAGCGACCUAGAGCGACAGAGAUGCCGGGAGGCAGCCGUGUCCGCCUCCGACCUCCUCCAGGAGUCUGCAAUCUGCCGCCUUGGGCAGGUGGGGAAAGAAGCACAGGAGGAGGAGAAGAGGAAGAAGAAAAAGAAGCUGAAGAAAAAGGCCCAGGAGAAUGCCAACAUAGCUGCUUCUGUGGUCACAGAGGAUGAGGAAAAGGAGCCUGACAGACUCAACGGAAACCAGCCGGCCCCAAAAGUCAAAAAAAAGAAAAAGAAGAAAAAGGUCAGCAAGGCCCAUGAAGCCACCCCCGUCCCUUCAGCGAAGCGUGCACCAGCCGUGCCCACGACCUGAGUUCUUCUGCACGUUGCCUCUUGGACUAGAGGG